This is a messenger RNA of Sinocyclocheilus rhinocerous, 1275 nucleotides long. RefSeq names its product monocarboxylate transporter 8-like. The record is from RefSeq and is a predicted model, not a curated record. Lineage: Eukaryota; Metazoa; Chordata; Actinopteri; Cypriniformes; Cyprinidae. The transcript has 2 exons. Bases 711 to 1142 code for a protein of 143 amino acids.
GUGGUCUCCGGUAUCCGGUUCUUUCCGUAAUCCUGCGCCGGUGGAAUUUUAAAUCCGUUCCUCCAGCGGGAUCUGCUCAGUGGAGAUUGUUUACGGUGACUGCUACAUUGCAUUGUUAUUUAGAACGCCUAAAUGCUGCAUUGUAACGUUCGCAGAAUGCGCGUUGUUGUUUUUUAAAACGUUUAAUUGACACAUUGUCACACUCGCGUUGUUUAGAACGUUGUUAUUUAACAUUUGCGGAAUGACGAUAUUGUUUAGAAGGUUAAAUGGCUACAUUAUAGCUCUCGCAGAAUGAGCGUUUCGGAACGGUUUAGAACUUUUCUCUGUUACACUGUAACAUUGCAAAAGUGAGCAGAGCAGCCCAGCGGGAUCCGGUGUAAAUAUUCAACAAAUGAUAGAGGAGGAGUCGGUGCACGAUAAAAGGGAUGUGAACCGAGAGCAAAGAGCUUUGGACUCGGUUUAAAGCGCGCGUUCACUGUGUUCUCUUCAGUUUGCUUGAAGUCCUGCUGCUUUAUUAUGACGAGUGAUCUCUCAUAACAGGAUUUGGGCAUUAUCGGUCGGAUUAUGAGUGAUUAUCCAUGCAAAGUGGCACGAGAUUGACUUAGUUUCAGAUCUUGUGGGGAUUUUUUUCUGUUCUUCUUUUCCACCCGUUCGGAAGCAUAUGAUUAAAGAGUUAUUCUGGAAACAUAUUUGCAUCCGUUCUGUAUAGGAUGCACCCAGAAAGCAAUGAAAACCCUGCAGGAGCAGCGAGUGGGAUUCCUGGUUCGGAGGAACCGACCACUGAACCGCAGGCUGGACAUACUGAACACUCUGCAAUGGAGCACAAAGACCCGCAGGGGUACGAGGAACCGGAGCGUAAGCUGGAGCCGGAGGACAGCACGGUGCAGCUGCUACAAACCGGCUGCCCCGACAAGCGUCCGGCGACGCCGCCCGACGCACACCCGGGACCGGGAUUCGUUCCCCCGGAGGGAGGUUUCGGCUGGGUCGUGGUGAUCGCUGCUACGUGGUGCAACGGCUCGAUUUUCGGCAUCCAGAACUCAUUCGGGAUUCUGCACAUGAUGCUUGUGAAAGACCAUCAGGAACUGACGGACCAGGCGUCUCAGUUUAAAGUGGAGCCCCAGAGUCUGGUGGCAGCUGCCUGAAGCUGCUCUCUGGACCCGCCCCAGACAGAGGGAGACGCCCACUCACAUCACACACUGACACCUGCUCCCAUAGCAGGAGCAUUUUUUUGAUUUUGUUUAAAGGCAAAUAAACGUAUGGCGUUAUUUGUUUACU